ACAGGUGCUUCAAGAAUGGCUAUAAAAGACAGGCGAGUAAUGGCAGUCUCUUUUAGUGCUAACAUAGCCACGAUGAAGUUAUCACUUAUAUUAUUGUUGCUUGGCUUCGUAGAUUGGUCUGUGCAAACAAUAGACCUAUUGAGAGUUAGCACGAUAUCAGGUCCAGUGGUAGGCUACCGUAAAUCCGGCUACAAUGCUUACGAGGGCAUCCCUUACGCGCGACCCCCUGUCAAGAAACUUCGAUUUCGGCCCCCUAAACCGGCGAAAAGAUGGCGGCUGGAAUUGAACGCCACGCAGAAGGCUGCCGAUUGCGUGCAAAAUCGCUGGACAGAAAAUGGGUAUCAGGUUGUCGGUAAAGAGGACUGCUUAUACCUAAACGUUUAUGUGCGGCCUCAAUUAAUUACAAAGCCGAUACUGCCGGUGAUGGUAUGGUUCCAAGGCGGGGUCUAUUCCAGUGGUAACGAAGUGGACGAGAGUCUUCUAAUGAAGGCAAACAUAGCUUUGGUCGUUGUCAACUACCGUGUGGGACCACUCGGAUUCCUUAGCACCGGCGAUUACGUGGUGCCCGGAAAUAUGGGACUCAAGGAUCAAAGUAUGGCACUGCUGUGGGUGUCGGACAAUAUUGCAUUCUUCGGCGGUAAUCCCAAAAGUGUCACUAUCUUUGGCUUGAAUUCUGGAGCUGCGAGUGUCCACUAUCAUUAUAUGUCGCCCCUCAGUGCCGGACUAUUCCACAGAGGAAUAUCGAUAAGUGGUGUUGCACUAGAUUCCUGGUCGCAAACUGAACAUGCGCGAGAAAAGGCUCUACGCUUGGGUGCUCUACUAAAUUGUUCCACGGAAUCGUCACACUGUCUUGUGAAGUGCUUGCGCAAACGAUCAGUGGAACUUAUAUUGAAAACUGUUGCCGAAAUAUGGCUUUGGUUACAUAAUCCGUUCGUACCCUUCGGCCCAGUCGUUGAGAAACAAAAGUGUCAACAUCCCUUCAUCAACGCUACUCCCAUCGAAAUCAUGACUAGAGGCGACCUGUUGGACGUACCGUGGAUCGCCAGUAUCACUUCCGGGGAGGGCUUAUAUCCUGCAGCAGAAUUUGUGGCGAAUGACGUUUUGUUGAAGCAGUUGAAUGACAACUGGCAAGAUAUCGCACCGUAUCUGCUCGAUUACAACGAUACCUUGCCGCCCAGUCAGCAGAAAGAAGUGGCGUUAAAGAUCCGGCAACAUUAUCUAGGAUCGAAACAGAUCUCUAGCCAAACCGUGGAGCCUUUGAUUCAAUUGAUCGGCGACAGGUUGUCCGCGGUCAACUUCGAGAAAGCUGCCAGGUUGCAAGCCAAAGUGAAUAAGAGCCCAGUCUGGACCUACUAUUACUCGUACAGAGCCACUCACAGCGGAAGCGAGUUGAUUAGCCACUCGAAUAAAAACUUCGGUGUCACCCCGGGUGACGAUAUUGGCCUCAUCCUCGAUCCUGUACUGUCGGAUAUAAAGCUGCUUCAAUUAAAGGAUAAAACGAUGCAAGCCAAGAUAUUUGAAUUAUAUACUUCAUUUGCCAUAUUGGGCGUACCGAAGAUUGGACUUUCUAAAUGGAAGCAAGUGGAUCCUCGUGAUGUAUCAUUUAAUUAUUUGAACAUAAAGAAUCCGUUACUUGUGAGCGGCAUGGAAGCCAGUUUCGACUUUGCGGAAAAGAGUUUCUGGGAAACGAUCGACUUCGACGAAAAUAAAUUAUAAGAUACUAGGCGAAUUAAUGAUGUGAGGGACAACGCCUAGAACUGAAUUUUCCUUUAACGUUACAAAAUAAAAGUGCUUAAUUAAUUUCGUAA
Molecule: messenger RNA, 1808 nt
Organism: Megalopta genalis
Lineage: Eukaryota; Metazoa; Arthropoda; Insecta; Hymenoptera; Halictidae
Gene: Est-6
Product: venom carboxylesterase-6
Source: RefSeq, a predicted model, not a curated record